Messenger RNA from Ochotona curzoniae (black-lipped pika), 708 nucleotides. It is a transcript of the gene TMED6, whose product is annotated as transmembrane p24 trafficking protein 6. Gene Ontology annotation, biological process: intracellular protein transport; Golgi organization; endoplasmic reticulum to Golgi vesicle-mediated transport. The transcript has 4 exons. Bases 1 to 708 code for a protein of 235 amino acids. Gene Ontology annotation, cellular component: endoplasmic reticulum; Golgi apparatus; endoplasmic reticulum-Golgi intermediate compartment. Lineage: Eukaryota; Metazoa; Chordata; Mammalia; Lagomorpha; Ochotonidae. The record is from RefSeq and is a predicted model, not a curated record.
AUGUCCCUUUUGCUCUUUGGGGCUGGGUUGGUGUUUCUGAGUCUGAUGACUCCUGCUAGCAGCCAGAAGACACUGACUGGCCAACCACUCUUCGGGGCAGCUGAUCGACAUGACUUUGCUAUCAUGAUCCCUCCAGGAGGUGCAGAAUGCUUUUGGCAAUUUGCCUACCAGGCUGGAUACGUCUAUUUCAAUUAUGAGGUUCAGCGGACGCUGGGAAUGUCACAUGACCGGCACAUUGCUGCCACAGCACACACCCCACAGGGUCUCCUCAUAGACACUUCCCAGGAUGUUCGGGGGCAGAUUAACUUCUCUACUAAAGAGACAGGUUUUUAUCAACUUUGUCUAAGUAACCAGCAAAAUCACUUUGGUUCUGUGCAAGUGUACCUCAAUUUUGGAGUUUUCUAUGAGGGGCCUGAGAUGGAACAUCAACAGCAAGAAAGGAAACAACUGAAUGACACUCUGGAUGCAAUUGAGGCGAGUACACGAAAAGUACAGAAUAACAUCUUCCACAUGUGGCGUUUCUACAACUUUGCCCGAAUGAGGAAAAUGGGUGACUUUUUCCUUCUGCAAUCAAAUUACAACUAUGUGAACUGGUGGUCGACAGCCCAGAGCCUUGUUAUUGUUCUUUCUGGGAUGCUGCAGCUUCAUUUCUUGAAGCGUCUCUUCAAUGUUCCAACAACUGCAGACACUAAGAAGCCAAGAUGCUAA